AUGUCUAUGCCCCAAGGAGGUCAAACGAAGCGCCGAGAUAAUCAAAAGAAUCGAAUUUAUGCCAAUCCACUUCCUCUUGUUAUUGAGCGCUCCACAAAACCUCAUUCUUGGUCCUCCCAUACGCUCGGCCUCCUUGGCCUUGCCUCAGGCCGCAUUUCAAACCCCAACUGCGAGGGAGUGCUGGAUGUAACUACCCGUUCUGUCUGGAUUAUCAACAAGAGAGACACGUUGGUGCUUUGGCAACGUGGAUUUUUUGGAAAAGGAAAUUUGUCUAGGAGUGAACCCAGCUGGCUAACUCGUCGAGUGGCACAAUUAAAAGGACCAGGGAAAGCCUCUGCAUCUGAGCUUGUUACGGCCAAAAGAAGGGAAGAACGCAAAAAUUUUAAAGCAGCCCGUGCAGCAUACCUCAAGGAGGCUACGGCAGAAGCGGAAGCCGCAUUUGCCGCGAAUAGCUCAGCCGAUAUAGUCAUACCGACGAUCGGAUCUGCAAGUCAAGCUGUCCGGUCUGCGGCCAAAGAGUCCAAGUCAACACCCAGUGCUCCUCAACAGCAUGAGAUAGCUCCUUUGCCGAUUGCGGUUGAAGAAAGCGUGGGAGAUGAGGUUGUUGCCCCAGAAGAUAUGGAGCACUUACAAUUGACGCUCCAAGAGGCCUUCUUCUUGGCUAAUUACCUAGCCUGCCUCAGGAUACUUGACCCCCAAAACGGCCAAUAUAUACCUUCUCGAUCAUUGUUAUUCACAUUCCUAUCUAUUUCCGCCUCCCCUUUCCCAAACCUUCCUACAGAAACUCCACGCUCGGAUAACCCUUUCCUCUUUAAUUACAUUGUGUAUCAUCACUAUCGCUCCUUAGGAUGGGUUGUCCGUGGCGGAAUUAAAUUUUGCGUCGACUAUAUGCUAUAUAAACGGGGCCCGGUGUUCAGCCACGCAGAGUUCGCACUCGUGGUGAUCCCUGUCUACGAAAAUCCGGCGGACAAAGAUACUAGUCCUUUUCAACUCCAAAAUACGGAUCCAUUCUCAUGGUCCUGGUUGAGUACGUUAAACCGGAUCAAUACUCAAGUGAAAAAGACUUUGAUACUGGCGUACGUCACUAUCCCACCUGUGGAAACCACGUCCCCAGAUAUUCUAAGAGGACCCGAAUGCUUCCAACUUUAUUCAACACGCGAAGUUGUAAUUCGUAGAUUCGUGCCAGCCAGAAUGCGGGAUUAA
This is a messenger RNA of Rhizoctonia solani, 1203 nucleotides long. Its product is annotated as tRNA intron endonuclease, catalytic C-terminal domain. Gene Ontology annotation, molecular function: tRNA-intron lyase activity; nucleic acid binding. Gene Ontology annotation, biological process: tRNA-type intron splice site recognition and cleavage; tRNA splicing, via endonucleolytic cleavage and ligation. Bases 1 to 1203 code for a protein of 400 amino acids. The record is from RefSeq and is a predicted model, not a curated record. Lineage: Eukaryota; Fungi; Basidiomycota; Agaricomycetes; Cantharellales; Ceratobasidiaceae. Gene Ontology annotation, cellular component: tRNA-intron endonuclease complex. The transcript has 5 exons.